AUGCUUGGCCUAAUCAGUGCACGCCACUCCAACGAGGAAACUUAUCUAAGCGUGAAUUCCAAGCCAAUUGAUUGGAAAUCCACAAACAGUGCAGUAGCACACUUACACUGGAAAGAGGAGCUGGGCGAGAGUGGAGCAUUGGGGAAAACGGGGGGAGCCGUAGGAAGGGCAGCAGCAGUGCAGUCGGCAGCAGCAGCUGUACAACGAUCCUGGUUUCGUAUUGAUUAA
Molecule: messenger RNA, 228 nt
Organism: Gongylonema pulchrum
Lineage: Eukaryota; Metazoa; Nematoda; Chromadorea; Rhabditida; Gongylonematidae
Source: the annotation of a GenBank genome assembly